AUGGCCAGUACUACUCCCUCCCAUAUACACUCUAAUACGCCUCUCGCCAAGGACGGUUCGCCUGACCCAUCUGCCGCGCCUCCGUCAAACGGUGACUUCCAGGCAGCAGCAGCAGCACGAAGGUCCAGUUUCUCCUUCCUUCGAAAGCGCUCGUCCGAGAACAAGAUCAGCACGUCAAGAGCCCCAAGUAUGAGCCGCAAGCAGAAGGCACUCGCCCAAGAGGAGGCGCUGCGAAAGCAGAGGGAAGCCGCAAUGCUGCCCAAGGAGCCACCCCGUCUUCCGUCUCAUCCACCGCUUCCCCAAAUCGCCAGCUUUGGUGGGGAGCAUCGCCCAGAUUCUGUUGCUAUCGUCUCCAAUAAGAUUGGCAACUACAGUCAAAACUUCAGCAGGCCAUCCAUCGAGCAGCACAGGAUGGCACCCACCACCAACCUCGCUGUGCUACCACCUGUACCCGGCAGCUCUCACUCAUACAUGGACACCGACCCCUACGCCAGGACCGAGAGCAUGACCAACCGUGGCCGCUACAGUUAUGCCAGCAGCCAGAUCAGCGCCGUCAACAGCCCACGCCGUGUGCGAAAGAAGAAGCAGCCUACACCAUUCAACAUCCUCGUGCUCGGCACUAAAGGCUGUGGAAAGUCGUCGUUCAUCGAGUUCCUUCGCACUGCGCUUGCGCUGCCCACCAGGAAACGACCUCACACUCCGUCUCCACCACCCAGUGCCGUCGCUGAGGAUUCGCCCUUUACCUCGCAAUAUUUGGAGACAGAAGUGGACGGCGAGCGACUCGGCGUUACCCUCUGGGAUUCCGAGGGUCUUGAGAAGAGCAUUGUCGACUUCCAAUUGCCAAUCGUCACCUCGUUUCUCGAGUCUAAAUUCGAGGACACUUUCGGUGAAGAACAGAAGGUCAUUCGUGCGCCAGGCGUUAGCGACACCCACAUCCACUGUGUCUUCCUCAUUUUGGACCCUGCUCGCCUCGAUGCGAACAUUGCUGAUGCUCGUAAAAAGUCGAACGUCAUCGACGCUGGCAGUGCUAUCUUCGGUGGUCUUGACAAAAACCUAGACCUCAAUGUGCUUCGUGAGUUGCAAACCAGGACAACAGUCGUCCCUGUUAUCAGCAAGGCGGACACUAUCACUGGCGCGCACAUGCGUCACUUGAAGAAGAUGGUUUGGGACACUAUAAAGCGAGCAAAGCUGGAUCCCUUGGAAGCCUUGAACUUGGACGAGCUCGACGACGAGGAUACCGAUCGGCUGGAUGAGCGGGACGAGGACGAAUACGCACGGUCUUCGGACAACGAGGGCAAGGCUGAUGUCCUGAACAAGAUCCUUGGCCGCUCAUCAUCCGAGGCCGCUCGCUCGAUAGCAUCAUCUCGCUCGUCUUCUGCCUCACAGUCGCCUCCAACAUCUCCACCCAGCGCUCGAAAGAAUCACAGCCGUAAGGCGUCCGCGAUGUCUGUGUCGAUACAGAAGGAAGACGCUGAAACACCAUUCUUGCCAUUGAGCAUCAUCUCGCCUGAUCCGUACGAGCCUGAUGUCAUCGGCCGCAAGUUUCCCUGGGGAUUUGCGGACCCUUACAACCCCGAACACUGUGACUUUGUCAGGCUGAGAGAAUGCGUCUUCAGUGAAUGGCGAGCAGAACUCCGUGAAGCGAGUCGCGAACAGUGGUACGAGGGAUGGCGGACCACUCGGCUGCAGAAGGACAAGAACACCAGAAGACGUAUCGCGCCUUCGGAUGGACCUGCAGCGCAGCAGUUCCCUAUCCCUGGCUCGGCCGGGCGUGCAUCGACAGCUGGUAGCCACCAGUAUCGUCCGUACCAUGGCGACAACAUUUAG
Ascochyta rabiei is the source of this 1827-nucleotide messenger RNA. RefSeq lists its product as uncharacterized. Gene Ontology annotation, cellular component: cell division site; cytosol; septin complex. NCBI's taxonomy places the organism in Eukaryota, Fungi, Ascomycota, Dothideomycetes, Pleosporales, Didymellaceae. Gene Ontology annotation, molecular function: GTP binding; molecular adaptor activity; GTPase activity. Gene Ontology annotation, biological process: cytoskeleton-dependent cytokinesis. The record is from RefSeq and is a predicted model, not a curated record. Bases 1 to 1827 code for a protein of 608 amino acids. The transcript is spliced from 2 exons.